AAGUGUUAGGGGUGUUUCCAGCUGAUCUACACAACAGAGGAGCUCGUCUCCCCGUGUGUCCAGUGUCUGCUGUCUGCUCUUUUCCGUCCAAAGAUCACGGAGAGCGGGCUUGGAGUCCCCCGCCGUGCACCCUUAAACAGAGCCUCCUAUUUUCUGUGUACAACACGAAACGCCCCGGCACCUACUGGGACUCUAUCCACUGCUCCGCUCUGUAGCCGCUGUCGGUGGUUGUUAGCUUGGACUGUCAUGAUCUCAGCGCGGAGAUGGCGUCUAUACCCGGUUUGUGCAAGGCUGUCGGGCCCGCUGUUGAGGAGGACAACGGAGACCUGGACCACUCUCUGGGGCAGAUGCUGAAGGCCAUCGCCGACGAACGGAGCCGCCUCAACAUCAGACAGGAGCUCAGCGGACUCGGUUGCUUUAAAGAUGACCGCAUUGUGUUUUGGACAUGGAUGUUUUCCACAUACUUUAUGGAGAAGUGGGCUCCACGACAAGACGACAUGCUCUUCUAUGUUCGGCGGAAGUUGUCCUAUGUCAACACUGACAACACGGAGGGCAAAAAAGUGGAGGUUGAGGUAUUCCGGAGAGACUCUAAGAAACUGCCAGGCCUUGGAGAUCCUGACAUUGACUGGGAAGAGAGUGUCUACUUGAAUCUUAUUCUACAAAAGUUGGAUUACGUAGUGACAUGCGCAGUCUGCACACGCUCCGACGCAGGGGAUAUCCACAUCCAUAAAAAGAAAUGUCAGGAGGUGUUUGCUUCACCCAGUAAACAUGCAAUGGACAGUAAAGGAGAAGAAUCCAAAAUGAGUUACCCAAAUAUCUUCUUCAUGAUUGAUAACUUUGAGGAGGUGUUCAGCGACAUGACAGUGGGUGAGGGAGAGAUGGUGUGUGUUGAGCUGGUGGCGAGCGACAAAAGCAACACUUUCCAGGGAGUCAUCUUCCAGGGAUCCAUUCGCUACGAAGCACUAAGAAAGGUCUACGACAACCGGGUGAGUGUUGCUGCUAAAAUGGCUCAACGGAUGUCAUUUGGUUUCUAUAAAUACAACAACAUGGAGUUUGUGAGAAUGAAAGGUCCCCAAGGCAAAGGGCAUGCAGAGAUGGCCGUUAGCAGAGUCCCAACAGGUGACACAUCUCCUUGUAACACAGAAGAAGACCAGAUGUCACCGAUGCAUGAAAAGGUAACGUCGUUCAGCACCCCUCCGACCCCAGAAAGAAACAGACCCUCCUUCUUCUCGCCAUCACUACGCCGUAAAGUACCUCGAAACCGAAUCGCUGAAAUGAAAAAGUCUCACUCUGCAAAUGACAGUGAGGAGUUUUUCAGAGAGGAGGAUGAUGAAGAUAUCCACACAGCCACCAACCUGCGCUCUCGCUCUCUGUCGGGAACGGGGCGCUCCCUUGUUGGCUCUUGGCUCAAACUGAAUCGAACGGAGGACUACUUCCUGCUGUACUCCCACCUGACCUACAUCACUCUGCCUCUGCAUCGCAUCACUACAGACAUCCUGGAGGUGCGGCAGAAGCCAAUUCUGAUGACAUAGCAUAUUUUCUCCCAGAGCAUCAUUACUAAGUGCCUCCCUGCUGUAGGCCACUGAGACAACAGCACCACCUGAAGUCAAACUGUUGCAAACAUCUGACAUCUGGGAUGAUCAAAACCAGCCAUUCAAGAAGUGCCUCUUCUUUCUUUUAAUUUCCUGCCGUUUGGACAGGAAGGUCAUCUCUAGGAAACAGCUUUGGGGAGGAGCACAUGACCAUGUGUGAAUGGCACUGGCUGAACUCGGACCAUGAGAAUAAAAGAAUGUCAGCUUUCCUGUAAAUAUCCUGCUGCUUUACUGAUCAUUGACACUAUGCGAGUUGGAGCUUUUAUGUUUUUAUCCACAGCAGCAGGUGCUUUUAAGUUUUACAUUUUAUGAAACUCUGAGAAAAAAAACUGUCAAUGAUGGAACGAGAAGGGUCAAGUGGAUCGAAUCCUGUGGUGGGUUAAAAAAACAUUACCAAACCAUUACAGCAUUAAAUAUUUCUAGUUCAGCUAGUCUCUCCCUUGUUUUACUUCUUUAUUCUGUUUAAAGUUUGUGACUUCUACAUCAUUUGAUUCACACAGUCAAUUAGUGAAUUACACUGUUUAUAUGGUUUUUUUUUAUGUGUUAAAGUUUAUUUUUGUUUAAUUAUAGCAUUUUUAUUUUUUAAUAAAAAGGGAUGUUAGCUAUUUCAAGGAAGAUGUUUUAACAAGCUGCUUAGAUGCUUUAUUAACAAACUUUAUAAAACAAUGAAGAUACUGGACUGUUAUGAAUAUAGAACAAGUUUCCUCACUACUGCUGGUUAUAUUGUUUUGUUGUUUUUUUUUGUUUUUUUUUUCUUUUUUGGCUUUGUUUUGACCCUGUAUCAAAAGAACAAAUUAGAACAGAUUUACAAAGGGUAUUGCGUGUUUACAUUGUUACAAAAUAGAUUGGAUGGAUUUGGGAAUAUUCAAAUCAACAGAUAUGAUAUUAUCACAUAUUUUUAUGUAUGUUUUUUUCUCCCCAAGUGUGCUCCUCAAGCCUUAAAAUUUAGACCUAGUGUUUUUGUUGUUGUUGUUGUUGUUUUAUUUUAAAAUACUUUUUUAUCUCACAAAUGACCAGCCGAGGCUUCCAAAGAUCCAGCAAUCAUAACGCUUAUUUCUUCACAAAUAUGUUUAUUAACACUGUUAUGUCACUACAUAUGUGUGCUUCUUUUAUAUGUAGAGCAAACUCUUCCCUGGAUGUAUAAAUAAUUUUCAGAAAUUACCAGUAACAAUAAUUCAGCCACAUGGUGCAGACCUAAUUUAAAGGACAGUUGUUAUCAGUAUCAUUAUAUGAUACAGAUUGAGAUGUUAACGUUCGCACCAGUUUGCACUCAGAGAUGAAGCCACUGAUCAAAUCAAGUCAUCAAUCAGUGUUGUGUGUGUGUGUAUGUGUGCGUAUGGAUUUUUCACUAAAGCAGGGCACUUUCCAGUGUUGUAUGAUAAAAUAGUUAAGUUAUUCCAUCUGAAUGUAGGCUGCUGCUUGAUAGCAAACAUUGCUUUAACUAUUUGAUACUAUAAGCUAAAUACAAGUGUGCACUGUAAAUGCUACUUACUAGAACCUUUUUUAAUUCUGACUAUUAAGCUUUUGCUGUCAUUGUUAGCUUUUGUACACAUAUCCAACAAUGUGCAUGUUAUUUCACUUUGUUGUUUUUGUUUCCAAAACUGUUGCCUGUACAUUUUCCUGUACUAAUUUAUUAAAUUGUACCUCAAAAAUGAAUAA
Boleophthalmus pectinirostris (great blue-spotted mudskipper) is the source of this 3251-nucleotide messenger RNA. RefSeq names its product kiaa0930. The transcript is spliced from 10 exons. Lineage: Eukaryota; Metazoa; Chordata; Actinopteri; Gobiiformes; Gobiidae. The coding region runs from base 264 to 1532 and encodes 422 amino acids. The record is from RefSeq and is a predicted model, not a curated record.